AUGGGUUGUCUUUCAUGUUUUACUUCCUCGGAAAAGAAGGCAGCUCAAAGGCAAACUAGUUCUUGCAGAAAUGGUGGUCAUUCUUGUGAUAAAAUUCCUCCUCAAAUUGAAGUUUUUCUUCCCCAGCAACACCCCCCUGAGCACGUUCCUAAACCAGAGACUUCAGUUGAGCCUGCAAAGACUACUGCUGAUGGCACUAGAGAGACCGGUAACAACAACAUCGCAGCUGAAACGUUCACCUUCCAUCUAUUGGCGACGGCAACCCAGAACUUUAGACAAGAAUGUUUGAUAGGGGAAGGCGGCUUCGGUCGAGUUUACAAGGGAAAGCUUGAUAGAACUGGCCAGACUGUAGCCGUAAAGCAGCUUGACAGAAAUGGAUUGCAAGGAAACAGGGAAUUUCUUGUUGAGGUUUUGAUGCUAAGCUCGUUGCACCAUCCGAACCUCGUUAAUCUUAUCGGAUAUUGCUCCGACGGCGAUCAAAGGCUUUUGGUUUAUGAGUACAUGCGGAUCUGUCGAGGACCAUCUACUUGGUAUAUGUAA
Messenger RNA from Hibiscus syriacus, 540 nucleotides. Its product is annotated as probable serine/threonine-protein kinase PBL26. The record is from RefSeq and is a predicted model, not a curated record. The transcript has 3 exons. NCBI's taxonomy places the organism in Eukaryota, Viridiplantae, Streptophyta, Magnoliopsida, Malvales, Malvaceae. Gene Ontology annotation, molecular function: protein kinase activity; ATP binding. Gene Ontology annotation, biological process: protein phosphorylation. The coding region runs from base 1 to 540 and encodes 179 amino acids.